Messenger RNA from Hemibagrus wyckioides, 6448 nucleotides. It is a transcript of the gene lrrc8ab, whose product is annotated as leucine rich repeat containing 8 VRAC subunit Ab. The transcript is spliced from 4 exons. NCBI's taxonomy places the organism in Eukaryota, Metazoa, Chordata, Actinopteri, Siluriformes, Bagridae. Gene Ontology annotation, molecular function: protein binding. The coding region runs from base 475 to 2847 and encodes 790 amino acids. The record is from RefSeq and is a predicted model, not a curated record.
UACUACUUCUGGGCAGAAGGAAGAGAGCGGCUAUUUCCAGUUUAUUCCCGUCUCCAGCGGUGCUUGCUUUUUUUUUUUAAUUAAAGGGACAAAUAAUCUGGGACUGGGAAAAAUUAUCAAUGGUGAUCAAAUUUGACCAAAUAUGAUCAUCACAAAUACAAUUCCCGGAAAUCUGUGCCUCAUCCUGACACGCCGGCCUGUGAUGAGUGCAGAUUCCUGACUGACCAUGUGCGCUGUUGGGUAACAUAACGGCGCACAGAGGAGCCACUGCUGAGCCUCUGCCCCUCCCAAAGACAAACAGGAUCUGAACUUUGGGGUCAUGGACUCCCUUUCCAUAGCGAGAAGAGACAAUUCUUGAGUGUUAUUAGCGGAAACGGUUAAUAAUAGCUGACAAGAAAGCCAAAUUGUUCUCUUGGUGGAGCCUUGUUCUUACAGAUGAAGCCAGAACAGAGAGUCACCAUCCUCUGAUAAACAAUGAUCCCCAUCACCGAGCUGCGGUACUUUGUGGAUACUCAGCCUGCAUACCGUAUAUUGAAGCCAUGGUGGGACGUGUUCACCGACUAUCUGUCUGUCGUGAUGCUGAUGAUUGCAGUGUUUGGAGGAACCUUACAAGUCACUCAGGACAAGAUGAUCUGCCUGCCUUGCAAAUGGGUGGUAAAUGAAACCUGUCGAAAGUAUUUUGAGGCUGCCUUUGAGCCACAGGGAAUCCGAUACGACCUUGACAGACACCAGUACAACUAUGUCGAUGCUGUGUGCUACGAAAACAAGCUUCACUGGUUCGCAAAGUAUUUCCCAUAUUUGGUGCUGCUGCACACGCUGAUCUUCCUGGCGUGCAGCAACUUUUGGUUCAAGUUCCCUUGGACUAGUUCCAAGCUGGAACAUUUUGUCUCCAUUCUUCUGAAGUGUUUUGAUUCUCCAUGGACCACACGAGCAUUGUCUGAGACAGUGGUCGAGGAAAGCGAUCCGAAAGCUCUAGGGAAGAUGAACGGCUCAAUCGACAAAAAAGCAUCGUCUGUCAGUGAAGAUGUAGAGGCCAGUGUUUCCAUGCUGUCCACCACCAAGUCCCGCUUUGAGCAGGGGAUUGUCGACCACUCGGAAAACGGCGUCCUGGACAAAAAAGAGGGCGAACAGGCUAAAGCUCUGUUUGAAAAGGUUAAAAAAUUUAGGCUUCAUGUCGAGGAAGGAGAUAUCGUCUACCGGCUGUACAUCCGACAAACCAUAAUCAAAGUCGUUAAAUUCAUCCUUAUCAUCUGUUACACUGGCUACUACGUCCACAAUAUUCAGUUCAGUGUCGAUUGUAGUGUGGACAUCGAGAAUCUUACCGGUUAUCAGAUGUUUAAUUGUGCACAUCCGCUCGCAACACUUUUCAAAAUUUUGGCCUGCUUCUACAUAAGUCUCGUUGUUGUGUACGGGAUGAUCUGCAUGUACACACUCAGCUGGAUGCUCCGGCGUUCCCUCAAGAAAUACUCCUUCGAGUCUAUCAGAGAAGAGAGCAGCUACAGUGACAUUCCAGAUGUGAAGAAUGAUUUUGCCUUCAUGUUGCACAUGAUUGACCAGUAUGAUCCUCUCUACUCGAAGCGCUUCGCUGUCUUCCUCUCAGAAGUCAGUGAAAACAAACUCCGCCAGCUUAACCUCAACAACGAGUGGACCCUGGACAAGCUACGACAAAGAAUCACUAAGAACUCUCAAGACAAGUUAGAGCUGCAUCUCUUUAUGCUUAGUGGAAUCCCGGAUACAGUCUUCGACUUGCUGGAGCUGGAGGUUCUUAAGUUGGAGCUGAUCCCUGAUGUCACCAUUCCUCCUAUUAUCGCACAGCUUAUAAACCUGAGAGAGAUGUGGCUGUACCACACCCCGGCUAAAAUAGAAGCACCAGCUCUUGCGUUUUUGAGAGAAAACCUUAAAUCCUUGCACAUAAAGUUCACUGACAUUAAAGAAAUACCUCUUUGGAUCUACAGUUUGAAGAACCUGACAGAGCUGCAGCUUACAGGGAAUCUGAGCGCUGAGAACAAUCGCUACAUUGUGAUCGAUGGGCUGCGAGAACUGAAAGGUCUCAAGGUUCUUAGACUGAAGAGCAACCUGACCAAACUGCCACAGGUCGUCACCGACGUUGGACUGCACCUGCAAAAGCUCUCCAUCAACAACGAGGGGACCAAACUGAUGGUUCUUAAUAGCUUGAAGAAGAUGGUGAAUCUGACCGAGCUGGAGCUGAUUCGCUGCGACCUGGAACGCAUCCCCCAUUCCAUCUUCAGCCUCCACAACCUGCAGGAGAUCGAUCUGAAGGACAACAACCUGAAGACCAUCGAGGAGAUCAUCAGCUUUCAGCAUCUCCAUCGACUCGUAUGUCUGAAACUCUGGUACAACAAGAUCGCCUACAUCCCAAUCCAAAUAGGCACUUUGACCAACCUCGAGCGUCUCUACCUGAACCGGAACAAGAUCGAGAAAAUCCCAAGUCAGCUGUUUUUCUGUCGUAAGCUGAGGUAUCUGGAUUUAAGUUACAACAAUCUAUCAAACAUCCCAGCUGACAUCGGGUGCCUUCAGAAUCUACAGUAUUUUGCUGUAACUGCCAAUAGGAUUGAGAAGCUUCCUCCUGAGCUGUUCCAGUGUAAGAAGCUUCGCACUCUGAAUCUGGGUAAUAACUACCUGCAGUCUUUGCCGUCUCGUUUCGGCGAGCUGAUCAACCUGACGCAGUUGGAGCUCCGGGGGAACGGGCUGGAGUGUCUGCCGGUGGAGCUGGGAGAGUGUAAACUGCUGAAACGCAGCGGCCUGAUUGUCGAGGAGCCUAUUUUCAAUACGCUUCCCACUGAGGUCAAAGAGCAGCUCUGGAGGGCUGAGAAAGAGGCAGUGUGAGAGCGGCACACAAACACACCGCUGUUUCUGAAUCCAGAGCUGUCUGGAGCAAAUCGGCGCACUGCGUCAUAGAGCAACAUUCAGGACACGCUCUCAAAAGUUAUUAAUAACCAGAGGUGGAAAGUGUACAAAACACACCGACAUGCUGCCACUUUAGAAAUAAUUGAGUAAAAGUAAUCAGAAAUUACACAAAAUGUUUUCCUUUCUGUUAUGUUCAUAUGUUAACUAACCAUGCUGAAGUGAACACACUUCAAAUAUUAAUAGAAUAUGAAGAAAAGCUACGUUAGCAGACAAAUACUGAGCUGACUAGCUUCAUUACUGAGCUAGCUAUUGUUAAAGAUUUCACAUUUUCCUUCAUCCUUGAUGGAUCAUGGCUUUUUUUUUUUUUUUUUUUUUUUUUUUUUUAAAAGGGCUAACAAACUAUUCAGGUGUGUGCACUAUUAGUUUCAUCAUUGGUUUAUUUAUUAUGUUUUCCAGUUAUGGAAAAUACAUAACAUUAGGCAAGAUAUUUAAGAACUCACAGCGCCUUAUCUCUGCUAAAAACACAUCCUUUAUCUGCCUUCUCUCUUUUCUUUUUUUUGUGCUUCAUCAACUUUUCUUUUAUUCAGCAUACCUCUUUUAUUAAGAUACAUUUCAGGAGUCGUUUAUCGAAUCAUACCAAAGGCUAACACACAAUUCCUGACACUUUUUUUAUUUUUAUACGUAGGUCUGAAUUCCUUGUUGAUUUUCAACAGAAUUUCACUCUGCUCUGAGAGAUGUGAACUCAUACACAGUUUAGUGUGCCGUGUACCAGUACGUGUACUGGUGUGAAUUCUAGUUAUUUUUAGUGCACUAGAGGCUGUUUCCGUAUUAUUUUUGGAAGGUCACAUGGGCAGAAUGAAACAGGACAGCAGGCUGUGUUUCGGCUCAUCAGCCUUAAGUUUGCUGAGUGAUGGAUCCCAUAGCAGCACUCGGAAAUAUUUAACACAAUAGAGUUUUGCUAACAAACGCUGAAAUCUUAAAUCUGGCUCGCUAGUUUAGCUUACCUGUACAUGUUCCUGCAGUUUGAUUUUUUUUUUGGAGCUGUGAAUAUCAACAAUAUUCACAGAUAUAUUCAUCACAGUUUCUUUGGAAACAUUUUAAAACUUAAAGAUAGCUGAUGCUCAUCUGUCUCCACUGUUCCGGAACAUUUUGGUAGAAAACUGCUUUAUUUUGUCAUUUUAUAUACAAUUUGUAUCUACUCUUUCACUCACAGUCUUCUGUGGUUAAAUGUGCAUUAGCCAUUUUCUCUGUAAGUGAUUAAAAAGUAAUGCAGCAAAAAAAUAAAACUCAAGUACUAUGAUUUAAUUAUACUCAGUUUGAGUACUGAUACAGCAAAAGACUAAUGUAAUGAGAGCACAUGUAGUGUGGUGUUACUUUCCACCCCUGGUUAAUAGCAUAAAGGAAAUGUUGUUAUGUUGUGUUAAGCAGACUGGUGUGAAGUACAGCUAGAAGCGCUGUACACUCUGAGCUUCCUGUGCUUCUGGGUUUAGAAUUAAUACGGUCAGUCAAAAAACAAAAAACAAAACAAGAAAUCAUCAGAAGUGCAGCUCAUCUUUAUUCUCCAUCGUGGUGAUACACCGUUCACAUGAGGGCACAGUUCCACCUUUGGUGAAUUCAUGUCAUGAGCACUUUAUGGUCUUGAUUGUGAACAAUGAUCUCACUGAAAUAGAUUUUACUCCCUGCUUAAAAACAGAAAUCAGAUGUCUGUAUUAAAAAAAUCUAUAUACAUAGAGAGACAUUUGAGCCGAGUAGGAGUUUUGACCGGAUUUGCAUUUUACCAAUAUGAUGCACUCUUCUAAUGGGAAAUAUUAUCAGUUCAUUAUGUUACUCAGUGCAUGCAGGAAAUAAGUGUUUGUGGAUACAUGUGGUGCGCGUGUGUGUACAUUUAAUAUAACCGGAGUUAUAUCUUAGCACUGUAAUUGCUAAGCGCUGUACAGCCAUUUUCAAACAUAUUAUAAAUGUCAUUUGUUAAAUCUCUCUUCUGUGGAAGGGGUUUGAAGCACAGGGUUAAACCUGUUUAUUCAGUGCACUUAAUGAUCAUUUCUGCAGUGAAAACCUUCAUUCGUUGAAAAGCAUCUGUCGAGCCACCAGUUCAUACACAGUCCAUGUUGGUGAUGUAGAACGUAGCACUUUUUUUUCCUUUUUUUUUUUUUUAAACAGAUGUUUUGUGUGUGUGUGUGUGUUAUCUGUCUGCUUCAGUAUGUGAGACUCGGGUCAGUAUUUGGUGUACUGUAAGUGUGUUCAGAGUGUCUGCAUGUUUACACCACUCGAAUUAACAAUGCAAAUACAUGCUGAAAUUCGUACUCGUGAGCAUUCAUGUACACACACACUGUAUGUUACGUACAGUAUGUGGGUGAAUAUCAUUUCUUAAAGACGAAAACAUAGGGUGUUGUUUUUUUAUUAUUAUUAUUAUUAUUAUGUUUUGUUUUUGUGUCACCUUUCACCUGUGUGUUAUUGUACAACACUGAAGGGCAAUUUAUCAGCCAGAGGCUCUGAUCCUCUGUGUGAAUGUUCGGAGUUUGACAUGCCGUGUUGCACUUAACAUCGAGAUGAUACACAAACGUAUCAUUUUCCUUUCAUAAUGAAGAAAAAUGCACUGCUGAUGAGACAAUCAGGAACAUUUUGUGAAGUGCCACGCGCUCUGCUGGCUUCUGUUCGUUUUAUUGAAGCGUCUUAUAGCCCACUUUAUGAGUGAAAGCUGUCGAUCAUGUAGCACUGACUUUUUGUGUAGCGACUCUCACACCUUUUCCUGAUUUUUUUUUUUUCCAUUUUCUCAAUCAUAAUGUGUUAGGUUACCUCAGUGCUGUUUGUAUUAGCAGAAUACUCUGUUAGCUACAGAGAUUUCCCAGAGUUUAACAGUUUAAUGUAUUACUCAGGUAAAUUCCACUCAGCUUCCUACUGACAGCUUCAUCAAUCUGUUUCCUCUCCUAUAAGUGAUUUAAGUACAGUAUCUUCAUGCAUUGCCAUUUCUAACGCAGGAUAUUUGACUACUUUUUAAUUUCUAUUUAUAUGAUGUUUUUAUCACAUACAAUGUUUUUUAAUGGAUUUUUUUUUUUUUUUUUGCUCAGUGUUGUCUUAAACUGUCUUGACCUGUUAGUUAUUUGUUUUGUUUUUUGUAAUCAUGAAGCCACUCUGCCACAUCUAAUCUUCUUUCUCUGCUGAUGUUAAUGAUUAUAGUGACGUGCAUGAAGGUAUACAGAAGAGUUCUGGCUCCUAAAUGGCUAAAUCAAAUCCACUGAAAUCUUCCGAUCUUGUUUUAACACAAAUAAUCUGACUGCUCUUACCAUUUGAACCUGUGUUAUUCUACACAUGCAGUCUAUUGCAGUGCAGAUAAUUUCUCUAGCUGAUUAAAAGCAUCAAGAAUAUUUUCCGUUCUUCCGUUUUUUUUGACACAGGUCCUUGUCUUUGGCACAAAUAUGAAAACAUGCUUUAUUUGCCAAAACAAUACCAACUAGUGUUGUAACAAUAUUAGGUAUCAUGUUAGAUGUACAUUUUAUUUAUCUGGCUUCAGUGUGUUUAAUUACUGAUCUACUUGUCAUAAUGUGGUAAAUUUGUCCUUCCUACAAAUGGAAAUUUAAUA